UACCUCAGGGACACCUGGGCACACCUGGGGGGCACUGUGGGUACCUGCAAGUACCUGGGGGGGCAGCUGUGGGCACAUACGGGUGCCUGGGGCUCACCUGUCCCUCCCCUGUCCCCCUGUCCCCCGUGCCCGCAGGACUCCGUGCGCCUGCUGGCGGUCGAGGCCUGUGUGAGCAUCGCGCAGCUGCUGCCGCAGGAGGAGCUGGAGGGGCUGGUGAUGCCCACCCUGCGCCAGGCGGCCGAGGACAAGUCCUGGCGCGUGCGGUACAUGGUGGCCGACAAGUUCACCGAGCUCCAGCGCGCGGUGGGGCCCGAGAUCACCAAGACCGACCUGGUGGGCGCCUUCCAGAGCCUGAUGAAGGACUGCGAGGCCGAGGUGCGGGCGGCGGCCUCACACAAGGUCAAAGAGUUCUGUGAGAACCUGUCCCCGGACUGUCGCGAGGCCGUGAUCAUGGGCCAGAUCCUGCCCUGCAUCAAGGAGCUGGUGUCCGACGCCAACCAGCACGUGAAGUCGGCGCUGGCCUCGGUGAUCAUGGGGCUGUCCCCGAUCCUGGGCAAGGACAACACGGUGGAGCACCUGCUGCCCCUGUUCCUGGCACAGCUCAAGGACGAGUGCCCCGAGGUGCGGCUGAACAUCAUCUCCAACCUGGACUGCGUGAACGAGGUGAUCGGGAUCCGGCAGCUGUCCCAGUCCCUGCUGCCCGCCAUCGUGGAGCUGGCCGAGGACGCCAAGUGGAGGGUGCGCCUGGCCAUCAUCGAGUACAUGCCACUGCUGGCCGGGCAGCUGGUGAGACUGGGAGCACUGGGAGGGAC
This is a messenger RNA of Corapipo altera (White-ruffed manakin), 812 nucleotides long. Its product is annotated as serine/threonine-protein phosphatase 2A 65 kDa regulatory subunit A alpha isoform-like. Gene Ontology annotation, biological process: protein dephosphorylation. Lineage: Eukaryota; Metazoa; Chordata; Aves; Passeriformes; Pipridae. Gene Ontology annotation, molecular function: protein binding; protein phosphatase regulator activity. The annotation marks the transcript as partial. Gene Ontology annotation, cellular component: cytoplasm; protein phosphatase type 2A complex. The transcript has 6 exons. The record is from RefSeq and is a predicted model, not a curated record.